Sphenostylis stenocarpa is the source of this 2274-nucleotide messenger RNA. NCBI's taxonomy places the organism in Eukaryota, Viridiplantae, Streptophyta, Magnoliopsida, Fabales, Fabaceae. The record is from the annotation of a GenBank genome assembly.
AUGGCUUCUCGCUUCUUCACCUCCUCUUCCUUCCAUACGCGCUUUUCUUCUCUCCCUCCUACUCUCACAAAAACCAGUUCGGUUCCAAUUGCGGCUACUCCAAGGGCGUUUAUGUCUUCUUUCUCUACCACCGAAGCUUUUCAGAAAAGUGAAAGUUCCACAGCUUAUAGUUCUGAUCAAAUUCAGGUUCUUGAAGGCUUGGAUCCCGUGAGGAAAAGGCCCGGGAUGUACAUUGGAAGCACUGGCCCACGAGGGUUGCAUCAUUUGGUGUAUGAAAUUUUGGAUAAUGCUGUUGAUGAAGCCCAAGCUGGGUUUGCUUCCAAGAUUGAUGUUGUUUUGCUUGCAGAUGAUUCUGUGAGCAUUACCGACAAUGGUCGCGGGAUUCCUACUGACUUGCAUCCAGUUACAAAGAAGUCUGCCUUGGAGACAGUGUUGACGGUCUUGCAUGCUGGUGGAAAAUUUGGUGGUGCCAACAGUGGGUACUCUGUUUCAGGAGGUUUGCACGGUGUUGGUUUGUCUGUUGUUAAUGCCUUGUCUGAGUCACUAGAGAUAACAGUUUGGCGUGAUGGAAUGGAAUACACACAAACAUAUUCUCGCGGAAAGCCAGUGACUAUUCUGAAAGCCCUUGUACUUCCGGAUGAAAGGAAAGAUAUUAGAGGAACACGUGUCAGAUUUUGGCCUGACAAAGAAGUGUUCACCACUGCUAUUCAGUUUGAUUACAACACAAUAGCUGGACGCAUUAGGGAGUUAGCUUUCCUCAACCCAAAGCUUACAAUCACGCUUCAGAAAGAGGACAAUGAUCCAGAUAAAGUUCAAUAUAACAAAUAUUUCUAUGCUGGGGGGUUGGUUGAAUAUGUGAAAUGGCUCAACACAGAUAAGAAAGCACUUCAUGAUGUUUUGAGUUUUAGAAAAGAAAUUGAUGGCAUCACAGUUGAUAUAGCUUUUCAAUGGUGUGAAGAUGCAUAUUCAGAUACAAUACUGGGAUAUGCUAAUAGUAUACGCACUAUUGAUGGUGGUACUCAUAUUGAUGCCAUGAAGGCUUCUAUAACAAGAACGUUGAAUGGCCUAGGAAAGAAGUCAAAAGUUAUUAAGGAUAAGGAUAUUACUUUAAGUGGUGAGCAUGUAAGAGAGGGUCUAACAUGUGUUGUCUCAGUCAAGGUCCCAAACCCUGAGUUUGAAGGACAGACAAAGGUAUUACCUACUUUACGAAAUCCAGAGGUGCGAAAAGUGGUUGAUCAAUCUAUUCAGGAUUAUCUUACUGAGUAUUUAGAAUUGCAUCCAGAUGUACUGGAUUCAAUACUUUCUAAAGCUCUUAAUGCUUUUAAGGCAGCUCUGGCAGCAAAAAGAGCAAGAGAAUUGGUGAGACAAAAGAGUGUAUUGAGAUCUUCAUCUCUUCCGGGAAAACUAGCUGAUUGCUCAUCUUCAAAUCCUGAAGAAUGUGAAAUCUUUAUAGUUGAAGGGGAUUCAGCUGGAGGAAGUGCUAAACAAGGGCGUGACAGGCGCUUCCAGGCCAUUCUCCCUCUGAGGGGUAAGAUUCUGAAUAUUGAAAGGAGGGAUGAAGCAGCAAUGUACAAAAAUGAAGAGAUCCAAAAUUUAAUUCUUGGUCUUGGUCUCGGUGUGAAGGGAGAGGAUUUUAAAAAGGAUGCACUCCGGUAUCAUAAGAUUAUUAUUUUGACUGAUGCUGAUGUGGAUGGUGCUCACAUCCGAACUUUGCUACUGACAUUUUUCUUCAGAUAUCAGAAAGCUUUGUUUGAUGAAGGUUGUAUAUAUGUUGGUGUUCCACCAUUGUACAAGGUUGUCAGGGGAAAACAAGUGCACUAUUGCUAUGAUGAAGCUGACCUUAAAAAGCUUCGAAGAUCAUUCCCUCCUAAUGCAUCAUACAACCUGCAAAGGUUCAAAGGGUUGGGAGAGAUGAUGCCUUUACAAUUAUGGGAAACAACCAUGGAUCCAGAACGCAGGUUACUAAAGCAAUUAAAAGUUGAGGAUGCAGCAGAAGCAAGUAUUGUUUUUUCCUCUCUUAUGGGUACUCAGUUAGAUGUGGAGAAAUGGAAUGGCUUCCAUAUUAGCCAUCCACUACAAUAUAAAGCACAAUUUUUCUAUAUGGCCUGGAACGUGGAGAGGUCUGAAAUGAAGCAAGGCUCCUGUUUUUUCAUGGAGCCAUUGAUGUUACCUUCACAAGUUAUCAUUACUAAGCUCGUCUUUGGUCCUGCCCUUAAUUGCAAAGUUAAAGUGUAUCGUGAUCAAACUGGGCGAGAGCGCCAAAAGAACAACUAA